Sardina pilchardus (European sardine) is the source of this 2592-nucleotide messenger RNA. RefSeq names its product TSR1 ribosome maturation factor (gene tsr1). The record is from RefSeq and is a predicted model, not a curated record. The transcript is spliced from 15 exons. NCBI's taxonomy places the organism in Eukaryota, Metazoa, Chordata, Actinopteri, Clupeiformes, Clupeidae. Gene Ontology annotation, cellular component: preribosome, small subunit precursor; nucleus. The coding region runs from base 23 to 2485 and encodes 820 amino acids. Gene Ontology annotation, molecular function: GTPase activity; U3 snoRNA binding; GTP binding. Gene Ontology annotation, biological process: endonucleolytic cleavage of tricistronic rRNA transcript (SSU-rRNA, 5.8S rRNA, LSU-rRNA); ribosome biogenesis; maturation of SSU-rRNA from tricistronic rRNA transcript (SSU-rRNA, 5.8S rRNA, LSU-rRNA).
AGUUUGGGGCACACGUGGGAAGAUGGCUCCGGGUGAAGAUCAACAACAGGGGCACAGGCCUGGAGUUUUUAAACAGAAAAAUAAAACACAUAAGCAUGGCAAGCAUCGGACGAAGGGCGAAGUUGAGCGGGAGAACAAAGGCCGUGUUGCAGUCAUGGCACUCACCAAGAAACAGCGGAGAGAAUUGAGAAAAAUGGACCGAAGACACAAAGCGAACCAGAUACGUCGGAAUAAGAAGGAUAUGGUCCUGACAGAAAAACGGCGUCUGGGCAGCAAAGAUGGACCCCCACAUCUAGUGGCAGUCGUAGCACUCCAUGCCGACGUGGAUGCUGGAGCUGUGACACGGUUGCUCAGAUCAGAGGGGGCCGGUGGAUUGGUGAAGGAGGAUCAGGGAGUGAGUGGGGCAAAGGACAGUUUCGGAAUGAUCCUCCCCCGAUUCAAACAGAGGUUCAUCUUUCACCGACCAGACCCAUCCGACCUUCACUCCCUCCUUGAUGUGGCGAAAGUUGCAGACAGUCUCAUCUUUGUAUGUGAUCCUACUGCUGGUUGGGACAGUUAUGGAGAAUACUGUCUGUCAUGUCUAUUUUCACAGGGAUUGCCAAGCCAUGCUCUGGUGUGUCAGGGCGUGGCUGUGAAGAAGCGUGCCGACUGUCGGCGGACGCUGACCAAGCUGGUGGAGUCCCGCUUCCCCGACGCACGCCUCUUCCAGCUGGACUCGGACCAGGACGCCACGCUGCUGCUGCGCCACCUGGGCUCCCAACGGCAGAGGCGGCUGGGCUUCCGCUCCCGCCGGGCGCACCUGCUGGCACAGCGCGUGGCCUUCACGCCCAACCCCACCACAGGCCUGGGCACACUGCAGGUGUCGGGCUACGUACGCGGGCGGCCCAUGCAGGUCAACAGGCUGGUGCACGUCGUGGGUCACGGCGAUUUCCAGCUGAGCCAGAUCGACGCGCCCGAAGACCCGCUGCCCAUCCAGGGUACAGCGCCACGCCCCGCUAAGAAAGGAGACGUGGAGAUGAUGGAUGGUGGAGAUGGGGGCACGAUGCGGGUGCUGAUGAAGGCCGACCCGGCCAAGAGGGAGAGUCUGCAGGCGGAGGCUGAGGUGGACCCCAUGGAUGGAGAACAGACAUGGCCCACUGAGGAGGAGCUGCAGGAGGCAGACGAUGAGCAGAAGAAGAAGCGGGUGAUGAAGGUGCCCAAAGGCACGUCUGAGUACCAGGCCGCAUGGAUCCUCAACGACGAGCAAGAGAACGGAGACGAUGAGGAAGAUGAUAGCAGCGAGGAUGACGAUGACGACGACGAAGGUGUAGACGACAUGAUGGAGGAUGGAGAGGAGAUUGAUUCUCAGGAUGCUGGCUCAGGCUGUGGCUCUGGAGAUGAGGAGGAGGAAGAGGAGGAGGAGGAGGAAGAACUGAAGUCCUCGGAUAAUGGCGGGGCCGACCAGCGCUACGACGAGGCCAUAGAUCCGGCGGAGGAGCAAGACGGGCUGAAGCGCUACCGCGAGGCUCGGUCCCACGUGAUGUUCCCCGACGAGAUCGACACGCCCUUGGAUGUCACUGCCAAGACCAGGUUUCAGCGUUACAGAGGGCUGAAGAGUUUCCGUACGUCCCCUUGGGACCCUAUGGAGAAUCUGCCGCUGAACUACUCGCGCAUCUUCCAGUUCCAGAGCUUUGACCGCACGCGUCACCGGGUGCUGGCGGAGAGCAACGAGGAGGAAGAGGGGGCUAUGGUGGGCUGGUAUGUGACCCUGCAUCUGCUGGACGUGCCUGCCUUUGUGCUGGAGAGUGUCCAGCAGGGCCGGCCGCUGGUGCUCAUCUCCCUGCUGCCACACGAGCAGAAGAUGUCAGUGAUGCACAUGGUGGUACGGCGGCACCCCAGCAACACGGAACCCAUCAAGUCCAAAGAGGAGCUGGUGUUCCAGUGCGGGUUCCGGCGGUUCCGGGCCUCGCCCAUCUUCUCCCAGCACACCUCCGCUGACAAGCACAAGAUGGAGCGCUUCCUCCGAGCCGACGCCCCCACGGUGGUGUCCGUGUACGCCCCCAUCUCCUUCCCCACCGCGGGAGUCCUGGUCUUCAAACAGAGAGACAACGGUAUGCAGGACCUGGUGGCCACAGGCAGCCUGCUGAGCUGCGACCCCCAGAGAGUGGUGCUGAAGAGGAUCGUGCUGAGCGGUCACCCCUUCAAGAUCAACCGCCGCUCCGCUGUCGUCCGCUACAUGUUCUUCAACAGGGAGGACAUCCUGUGGUUUAAGCCGGUGGAGCUGCGCACGAAGUGGGGCCGAAGAGGCCACAUCAAGGAGGCUUUAGGUACGCACGGGCACAUGAAGUGUGUGUUUGACAGCCAGCUGAGGUCCCAGGACACGGUGAUGAUGAACCUCUACAAGCGAGUGUACCCACGCUGGACCUAUGACCCCCACGUGCCACUCCCCCUGCCCUGGGUCAAGCAGGAACAGGAAGUGGACAUGAGCGAAAUCGACAUGGAGUAGACCAGGAACGCAUCAUCCAAACAGUGUCAAAGAGUGGAGUGUCAAAAGAGUGUCACUUUAAAUAACAUGUAUAUGUAGUAAUAAACCAACAUUUAAAUCCAAAAAAA